Molecule: messenger RNA, 470 nt
Organism: Porites evermanni
Lineage: Eukaryota; Metazoa; Cnidaria; Anthozoa; Scleractinia; Poritidae
Source: the annotation of a GenBank genome assembly
CUGUUUUUACACCAUGGACCGACGAAAGAAGGUGGUGCAAGAGUUGAAAGGACUACCCAAGUGCGACCUGACGGGGUUCCCCCAACAUCUGGGCGAAGACCGUUGGUGGAACCAAGUGGUGGUGCGGUUGCACGCCCCAAGAAAAAAUGGUUGUCACCACUGCCACCGCCUCAUGGAUCACCGACUCUCGGUGAGUAAAAAAAAAAAAAUGUGUGUUGAAUCUUCUUCUUCUCAUGACCUUGACAUUGAGAAUUUUUUUCUGGUUUCAGAUUGGCAUGAUGGUGGAGAUGGCGCGGCAACCCCCCAAUCUCGACCGCCUGAUGAAUGAAGGGAUUGCGUUUGUGAUUGACACGUUCAAACAUCGGAUCCCCCAGUGUCCCAUUGGACAACGUCCCGUCAUGAUUGGUCGGAGAAAGGCUGCCUACGAUACGGUGGAUAAAGUCAUGAAGAGACUAGACUUGAUUAUGAAU